Messenger RNA from Cryphonectria parasitica EP155, 420 nucleotides. RefSeq lists its product as uncharacterized. The annotation marks the transcript as partial. The transcript has a single exon. NCBI's taxonomy places the organism in Eukaryota, Fungi, Ascomycota, Sordariomycetes, Diaporthales, Cryphonectriaceae. The record is from RefSeq and is a predicted model, not a curated record.
GACAUGCCAAUCUGUCUUUGCAUGCGAUAUGGCAUACAUACCUUCUCCCUCCUCGUCAGCCCCCUUUCCACCUUCUCCGACAUAACCGCCGAGCUGAUCUUCGCCAUCCGUGACCGAGAUCGCAAUGGAGAUCCCAAUAAUCAAGGCCUGUCCGCCCGCUCUGGCGCGCCUCCCAAGCCCUUGCCGUCGUCGGACCAGGACGUACGCAUCUCGUACGGUGUGCUACGGGACCCAAAUGACAGUGAGAAAGGAUGGACGGAUCUGAAGAUCCAGGGCGAUGAGACCCCUGUCAAGAAGGGACUAAAGAAUUCAUCACUCGUGGCCUUCGUCAUUCGAGAUCCCAAUGAUCUCGACAAGCCACCUGAGUUUGUGGUUCAAUGGCCUCAGCUCUCACCGGAUGAUGAUGAGGAUGAGGAGGAG